Molecule: messenger RNA, 753 nt
Organism: Stomoxys calcitrans (stable fly)
Lineage: Eukaryota; Metazoa; Arthropoda; Insecta; Diptera; Muscidae
Product: farnesol dehydrogenase-like
Exons: 2
Coding region: 1-753 (250 amino acids)
Source: RefSeq, a predicted model, not a curated record
AUGGAACGUUGGCAAAAUAAGGUGGCUGUUGUAACGGGUGCUAGUUCAGGAAUUGGGGCGGCCAUUGCCAAAGAUUUUGUUUUGGCUGGCUUAAAGGUGGUAGCUUUGGCACGCCGCUUGCAACGCAUGGAAGAAAUUAAACAGUCUUUGCCACAGGAUAAACAAUCUCAGUUAAGCAUAAUGUAUUGCAAUGUCACAGAUCCUGCCAAUGUGGAUAAGGUUUUCGAUCAAAUAAUUGAUGAAUUCGGUGGCAUUGAUGUAUUGGUCAACAAUGCUGGCUGUGCUAAGAGUGGCCAAUUGGUGGAUAUGGAUUUAAAGGAUAUUACAAAUAUAUUGCACACCAAUGUCUUGGGAGUUGUGCAUUGUACGCAGAGAGCCUUUAAAUCAAUGAAGGAGCGCAAUUUCGCUGGACAUGUCAUUAUUGUCAAUAGCAUUGCAGGCCAUACUGUUUUGGCGGGUUUGCCCAUGUCUGUGCCCAACGUAAAUAUUUACUCUCCCACCAAAUUUGCCGUAAGAGCCAUAACUGAAAUGUAUAGGCAAGAAUUUCAUGGUUUGGGCACCAAAAUCAAGAUAUCUAGCAUUAGCCCUGGUUUCACGGAUACUGAAAUUUUGUACGGCGAUGUUCGUGCUGCUUUGGGUGAUUGCAUGCUGGAUGCUCAUGAUGUCUCCAAUGCUGUUUUGUAUAUAUUGUCCACGCCACCACACGUUCAAAUUCACGAUCUGUUGAUAAAACCCCUUGGAGAAGGCAUCUAA